CUAGAAAAAAAUGCUUAACCGCAUGGCGCGUGUUUUUGAAUUCACCACUAACGAACAGAGAAUGCAUGUAAAAAUUGAUCGAUCUCCAACUUACAUUAGUCUAAUAAUAUCAAAGUAUUGUUAGCCUUGAAAAUGUCUUUAAGUUUUUGGUGUUUUUUGUGGUGUUUUUAUUUUUAUUUUUCACCACUAACGUUAGUAAUGUUAUGUACGAUAGUUCACACGUAUCACGAAUGACUCUUUGGACGAGUUAACUAAGAGAAUUUCCGAUUUACGUACAAGUUAACAGAAGAGUGAAACUAUAAAUAGAAUUGGGAUUUUAUUGUUGUCGUUGAUCUUUGGUCUCCAACAUAACGAUGCAAGUUUUAAUACUCAAUAAGUGUACCCAGGCAACUGAUCGAAGCCGUUUUAAAUUCUUGCUUCAAAAGAUUGGAGGUACAGAUGGUACUGACCACAUGAAGAAAGCAAUGUUAAGAACUAUGACAAACUUGUACAUGGCUGGUCUAAACAUGAAGGGAAAACGGGGAAAGAAAGCUUUUGGUUCCUCCCAACUCUACCUCCUUAUAAAAGAAACUGUAUUGACAUCUCAUACACAGUAUACAGAAUCAAAAUUCAAUGAAGAUUUGGCUAAAUUCCUAAAAUAUGCCCCGGAGCGUGUGGGAGGAGGUGGAAGAAGGAGAAGAGAUUGACUGUUUUUCACGUUCACUUGACCAGAACUAAUGAUUUUACUCUUUUUCAUCUUCUUAAACUAAUGUUUUUGUGAAAAGCUAGCUACAGAUGUGAGCUAGGUUAUCCAUCAGUGAUUUUAAGUGAUACUUUCAAUUUAUUUAACUGUUUCUCUCUUGAAUAAAUUGAUUAAUGAUAUUUG
Messenger RNA from Magallana angulata, 865 nucleotides. RefSeq lists its product as uncharacterized. Lineage: Eukaryota; Metazoa; Mollusca; Bivalvia; Ostreida; Ostreidae. The coding region runs from base 354 to 686 and encodes 110 amino acids. The transcript has 4 exons. The record is from RefSeq and is a predicted model, not a curated record.